AUGUCUGACUCGGUAAUUCUUCGCAGUGUGAAGAAAUUUGGAGAGGAAAAUCAUGCUUUUGAGUCAGAUGGAUCAUAUAGCAAUGAUAAGAAAUCAAAGUUACAAGAUCAGAAGAAAGGUGAAGGUGCUCAAGUUGGCUUCUUUCAACUGUUUCGAUUUUCUUCAUCGACUGACAUUUGGCUGAUGUUUAUGGGAAGUUUAUGUGCAUUUCUCCAUGGACUAGCCCAGCCAGGCAUGCUCCUUGUUUUUGGUGUAAUGACAGACAUUUUUGUAGACUAUGACAUUGAAGUACAAGAACUCAUGGUUCCAGGAAAAGCAUGCGUGAAUAACACCAUAGUCUGGAUCAACAGCUCCCUCAGCCAGAACGUGACAAAUGGAACAAGUUGUGGGUUGCUGAAUGUUGAAAGUCAAAUGAUCACCUUUGCGGCUAUCUAUGCUGGAGUUGGCCUUGCAGUACUUAUCGCAGGAUAUAUUCAAAUAUGCUUUUGGGUAAUUGCUGGAGCUCGACAGAUACAGAAAAUGAGAAAAUUUUACUUUAGGAGAAUUAUGAGAAUGGAAAUUGGAUGGUUCGACUGUACUUCUGUGGGAGAGCUGAAUGCAAGAUUCUCUGAUGAUAUUAAUAAAAUCAAUGAUGCCAUUGCUGACCAGCUGUCCAUUUUCAUCCAGCGUAUGACAACAGCCAUCAGUGGGUUCCUGGUGGGAUUUUACAGGGGUUGGAAACUGACCUUGGUUAUUAUUUCUGUCAGUCCUCUCAUUGGGAUUGGGGCAGCCAUCAUUGGACUGAGUGUGGCUAAGUUCACAGACUUUGAAUUGAAGGCCUAUGCCAAAGCAGGCUCUGUGGCUGAGGAAGUUAUUUCAUCCAUGAGAACAGUGGCUGCUUUUGGUGGUGAGAAAAAAGAAGUUGAAAGAUAUGAGAAAAAUCUUGUGUUUGCCCAGCGCUGGGGAAUUAGAAAAGGGAUGGUGAUGGGAUUUUUUACUGGAUACAUGUGGUGCCUCAUCUUUUUAUGCUAUGCCCUGGCCUUCUGGUAUGGCUCCACACUCGUCUUGGAUGAAGAAGAGUACACACCUGGAAUCCUGGUCCAGAUUUUCCUCAACAUCAUAGUAGCAGCUAUAAAUCUUGGCCACGCGUCUUCUUCUUUGGAAGCCUUUGCCACUGGGCGUGCAGCAGCUGCCAAGAUUUUUGAGACAAUAGACAGGGAACCCAUUAUUGACUGCAUGUCAGAAGAUGGUUACAAGCUGGAUCGAAUCAAGGGUGAAAUUGGAUUCCAUAAUGUGACCUUCCACUAUCCUUCCAGGCCAGAAGUGAAGAUUCUGACUAACCUCAACAUGGUCAUUAAGCCAGGGGACAUGACAGCUCUGGUGGGAGCCAGUGGAGCCGGGAAAAGCACAGCACUGCAGCUCAUUCAGAGAUUCUAUGACCCCUGCGAAGGCAUGGUGACUCUGGAUGGCCAUGACAUUCGCUCUCUCAACAUCAGGUGGCUGAGAGAUCAGAUUGGGAUAGUGGAGCAAGAGCCAGUUCUGUUCUCCACCACCAUAGCAGAAAAUAUCCGUUAUGGCAGAGAAGAGGCGACAAUGGAAGAUAUAGUUAGAGCUGCCAAGGAAGCCAAUGCCUACAACUUCAUCAUGUCCCUGCCUCAGCAAUUUGACACCUUUGUUGGAGAAGGAGGAAGCCAGAUGAGUGGCGGUCAGAAACAAAGGAUUGCUAUUGCGAGAGCCCUUAUCCGAAACCCCAAAAUCCUGCUUUUGGACAUGGCCACCUCGGCGCUGGACAAUGAGAGUGAGGCCAGAGUACAAGAAGCGCUGAGUAAGAUUCAGCAUAAGCACACCAUUGUCUCAGUUGCCCAUCGCCUAUCCACGGUCAGAGCUGCAGAUGUGAUCGUCGGUUUUGAACAUGGCACAGCAGUGGAAAGAGGCACCCAUGAAGAGCUGUUGGAGAGAAAAGGUGUCUACUUCACACUAGUGACUUUGCAAAGUCAGGGAGAUGAAGCCCCCAAGGAAGAGGGUGGAAAAGAGGCAUCUGAAGGUGACAUACUUGAGAGGACCUUUGGAAGAGGGAGCUACCAGGAUAGUUUAAGAGCUUCCAUACGUCAACGCUCCAGGUCUCAGCUUUCUCACCUGGCACAUGAACCUCCGCUGGCUAUUGUCAAUCACAAGACUUCUUAUGAAGAAGACAAAAAAGACGAGGACAUUCUUGAGGAAGAAGUUACCCCUGUCCCAGUUAAAAGGAUUCUGAAAUUCAAUGCUCCCGAGUGGCACUACAUGUUGGUGGGGGCUUUGUGUGCAGCCAUGAAUGGGGCAGUCACCCCCAUCUAUGCCUUUUUAUUCAGCCAGCUUCUUGGGACUUUUUCACUUCCUGAUAAAGAAAAACAAAGAUCAGAGAUUUAUGGCAUGUGCCUAUUUUUUGUAGCUAUGGGUUGUGUGUCCAUGUUGACCCAAUUUCUGCAGGGCUACACUUUUGCUAAAUCUGGUGAGCUCCUCACAAAACGGCUGCGUAAAUUUGGCUUCAUGGCGAUGUUAGGGCAAGAUAUUGGCUGGUUUGAUGACCUCAGAAAUAACCCUGGAGUACUGACAACAAGGCUUGCUACAGAUGCCUCUCAAGUUCAAGGGGCUGCCGGCUCUCAAAUUGGGAUGUUGGUCAAUUCCUUCGUUAACAUCAUUGUGGCCAUGAUCAUUGCCUUCCUCUUUAGCUGGAAGCUCAGCCUGGUUGUCGUGUGUUUCUUCCCUUUCUUGGCUCUAUCAGGAGUCCUACAGACAAGAAUGCUGACGGGAUUUGCGGCUCAAGACAAGAAGGCUCUGGAAAGGGCAGGACAGAUUACCAGUGAAGCCCUGGGUAACAUCCGCACAGUUGCUGGAAUUGGAAUGGAGAAGCGGUUUAUAGAAGUAUUUGAGGUUGAACUAGAGAAGUCAUUCAAGACAGCUAUUAAGAAAGCGAAUAUUUAUGGGUUCUGUUUUGCAUUUUCCCAAAGCAUUGCAUUUAUUACAAAUUCUGCUUCCUAUAGAUAUGGAGGUUACUUAAUUCCCCAUGAAGGGCUCCAUUUCAGCUAUGUGUUCAGGGUGAUCUCUGCAGUUGUGUUGAGUGCAACAGCUGUUGGAAAAACCUUCUCUUACACUCCCAAUUAUGCCAAAGCUAAAAUCUCAGCUGCACGCUUAUUUCAACUCUUAGACCGAAGACCCCCUAUAAGUGUCUACAAUGAUAGGGGUGAAAAGUGGGACAACUUCCAAGGGAAGAUUGACUUCAUUGACUGUAAAUUUUCAUAUCCUUCUCGACCUGAUACACAAGUUCUGAAUGGUCUCUCAGUGUCUGUCAAUCCAGGACAGACACUGGCAUUUGUUGGAAGCAGUGGCUGUGGUAAAAGCACCAGUAUCCAGUUGUUGGAACGUUUCUAUGAUCCUGAUCAAGGGAAAGUGAUGAUAGAUGGUCACGAUAGCAAAAGAGUAAAUGUUCAGUUCCUGCGCUCGAACAUUGGAAUAGUCUCCCAGGAGCCAGUGUUGUUUGCCUGUAGCAUACUGGACAACAUCAAGUAUGGGGACAACACCAAAGAAAUCCCCAUGGACAGAGUCCUAGCAGCUGCAAAGCAGGCUCAGCUGCAUGACUUUGUCAUGUCACUCCCAGAGGUAAGUACCAUAAAAUAUGAAACCAAUGUUGGGACUCAGGGCUCUCAACUUUCUCGAGGGGAAAAACAACGCAUUGCUAUUGCUCGGGCCAUUGUGCGAGAUCCUAAAAUCUUGCUACUAGAUGAAGCUACUUCUGCCCUAGACACAGAAAGUGAAAAGACAGUGCAGAUUGCUCUGGACAAAGCCAGGGAGGGGCGGACCUGUAUUGUCAUCGCCCAUCGCUUGUCCACCAUCCAAAACUCAGACAUCAUCGCUGUCAUGUCACAAGGGGUAGUCAUUGAGAAGGGAACCCAUGAAGAACUGAUGGCCCAGAAGGGAGCCUACUACAAGCUGGUCAGCACUGGAGCCCCCAUCAGUUGACGUGACUCAAGACCUUCACCCAGGCACAGAUGAAGUUACCAGGGGCACCAAGGGUUGUCCAGGUGGUCAUCACGUCUCACUUUCACAGACAUAUACAUGUUGGGAUCAAAGCUAAUUUCUAGCAAACUUGAGUAUGAUUUAGUUUGAAAAAUCUGCACGGGAAAUGAAAGAAACUAGGGUCAGUGUGAGCGAAACAUCCAAGGUCAUGCAGCUACUUGGCUAACACCAAGGGCUUCUCUAGGUAGAAGUUGGUUGCAUGUGAGAGAUAGUGAGGCGUCAUGGAGCAAAUGGCUUUGAACUCCAGAGCAGAGGAGUGUUUGCAUUAUUGAAAGCUUCUUGUACAGCGACCUGCUCUGUAAAGAGGCACUGACAAACGUGUAUGGAGCUACAGCAAGAAGAAACGUGAA
Messenger RNA from Jaculus jaculus (lesser Egyptian jerboa), 4382 nucleotides. It is a transcript of the gene Abcb11, whose product is annotated as ATP binding cassette subfamily B member 11. Bases 1 to 3975 code for a protein of 1324 amino acids. The transcript has 28 exons. Gene Ontology annotation, cellular component: membrane. The record is from RefSeq and is a predicted model, not a curated record. Lineage: Eukaryota; Metazoa; Chordata; Mammalia; Rodentia; Dipodidae. Gene Ontology annotation, biological process: transmembrane transport. Gene Ontology annotation, molecular function: ATP hydrolysis activity; ATP binding; ABC-type transporter activity.